Molecule: messenger RNA, 1137 nt
Organism: Salvia miltiorrhiza (redroot sage)
Lineage: Eukaryota; Viridiplantae; Streptophyta; Magnoliopsida; Lamiales; Lamiaceae
Product: GDSL esterase/lipase At1g71250
Exons: 3
Coding region: 34-1038 (334 amino acids)
Molecular function (GO): hydrolase activity, acting on ester bonds
Source: RefSeq, a predicted model, not a curated record
AGUAAUGCAGCAGCAGCGCCUCAAGCCACAGCCAUGUAUGUCUUCGGCGACUCUUUGGUAGACAAUGGGAAUAACAAUUUCUUGAGGUCUAUUGCCAAAUCAAAUUAUUACCCUUACGGCAUCGAUUCCAAUAGGGGUACUGCCACCGGAAAAUUCUCCAACGGAGAUACCUUUGUAGAUUACCUCGGAGCCUGGUUGGGUCUUCCCGCGCCGCCUCCGUUUGCCGAUCCCACCACAACCGGACCAAGAAUCCUCGGAGGUGUUAAUUACGCUUCCGCGGCUGCCGGCAUCCUCGACGAGACUGGCCAGCACUAUGGUGAAAGGUAUUCCCUGAGCCAGCAAGUGAUAAACUUCGAGACAACACUAAGCCAGCUUCGGACGAUGAUGAGCGGGCCGAACCUGAGUCGAUACCUGUCGAAAGCCAUCGCGGUGGUGGUGUUGGGCAGCAACGACUACAUCAACAACUACCUCCUCCCGGGGCUCUACCCGACGAGCUUCAACUACAACCCCACCCAGUUCGCGAACCUCCUCCUCAACCACUACGCGCGCCAGCUGGUGGCCCUCUACAGCGUGGGCCUCCGCAAGUUCGUGCUGGCGGGGCUGGGCCCCCUGGGCUGCAUCCCCAACCAGCGCGCCACCGGGCAGGGGCCCCCGGGGCGCUGCGUGGACUACGUCAACCAGAUCCUGGGGCCCUUCAACCAGGGGCUCCUCUCCCUCGUGGACGCCCUCAACAACGGCUCCCACCCCGGCUCCAUCUUCGUCUACGGCAACUCCUACGCCGCCAUGGGCGACAUCCUCAACAACCCUGCCAGGUACGGCUUCAGGGUCGUCGACAGAGGCUGCUGCGGCUUCGGACAACAGAUCACGUGCCUGCCGUGGAUGCCGCCCUGCUUCGACAGGACUCAGUACGUGUUUUGGGAUGCCUUCCAUCCCACGCAGGCCGUCGAUGCUGUUCUUGCUCACCGGGCAUACGCCGGCCCUCCUUCCGACUGCCAUCCCAUUAACGUGCAGCAGCUCGCUCUUAUCAACUUUCUCUGAUUUCAUCUCUAGUAUUGUUAUGUAGUUACAAUUACAUUACACCACAGAAUAAUAAUUAAGUUACAUUGUUCUUUACUAAAUAAAAUUUCAGGUUGAUUA